Molecule: messenger RNA, 2244 nt
Organism: Colletotrichum phormii
Lineage: Eukaryota; Fungi; Ascomycota; Sordariomycetes; Glomerellales; Glomerellaceae
Product: fungal-specific transcription factor domain-containing protein
Exons: 4
Coding region: 1-2244 (747 amino acids)
Biological process (GO): DNA-templated transcription; positive regulation of transcription by RNA polymerase II
Molecular function (GO): zinc ion binding; DNA-binding transcription factor activity, RNA polymerase II-specific; sequence-specific DNA binding
Source: RefSeq, a predicted model, not a curated record
AUGCCCGAGGAAACCAGCUCCCGGCCGACGACCCGCCAGGCCCGCAGGACCGCGCGGUUGAGACUCGCUUGCUCUCGGUGCCAGCGGCGGAAGAUCCGUUGCGAUGGGCAAUUGCCCGCAUGUAACAAUUGCAAGAAGGCUGGAGUUGCUUGUACCGACGGCGAAAGUGUCCGCCUUCGGGAUCUUCCUAGAGCCCAAAUUUCGAACUUGAUCGAGAGAGUUAAGUGGCUCGAGAGCAUUGUAAGGGAAAGAUGUCCGGACGUCGACCUGAGCCAAGGUCCGUCUGGAGAGUUUGACAUAGAGCUCGAUGGUGACGAAACCUUUGCAAGGGAUUCCACGAUCAGAGUCAACAGUGCAUCACCUGAGGAUAGUCUCAACCUCAUAGGCAGUCAUCCUCCACAAGCACAGCCAAUACAACCUUCGGAGCCAGCACAAGCCACUCAGACCAUCCGUUCAGGGCCCCGUUUGGUCGACCCCAUCACUAGCAGUACGCUAUCACACGAGAUCGGCAUGGUGUCGUUGGGUAGUAGCCAAGACCCGAAGUAUAUCGGGCCGUCGAGCGGAUACUUCCUCGCCCGACUGAUGUUGACUUCGAGUCGACAGGAUGACCAAUCUUGGCCAGCCAGAGCCGGAGCAUCGAACCCGUCCAUACCAACCGCUCUGGUUGAGGCAAUGCAUGGCCCGAUGUCACUGCCAAGCAGACAUCACGCUAGACAGCUAGCAGAUAACUACUUUGACGUUAUCAACUGCCAGUUUCCAGUUUUGCACCAACCAAGCUUCAUGGCUUUGAUGGAUCAAAUGUACGAGAGCGGGAUUGACAUGGAGUCUACUCCCACAGGGGCCUUCCAAGUAUUCAUGGUCCUCGCUCUGGGGUCUACGGUUCUCUCUCGUCGAGUGAGAGCACGUCUUCCCGGAGAGUCAUAUUGCCUAUCUGCGAUGCAAUAUUUCGAUCGGAUCAGCAUUGACAGCUCGAUUCCGGGACUACAAUGUCUUCUAUUGCUCACGAUAUUUACGAUGCACAGCUCCAACAUGCGUCUCAAUGUUUGGUAUUUGAACUAUCAGUGCAUCGCUGCUGUCCUUGACUUGGGCCUACAGCGCGACAUCAACACCAACGCAGGUAUCUCCCUUCUCGAACAAGAGAUGAGGACUAGAAUAUUUUGGGUAGUUUUUACGCUGGAUAGAAUGAUCGCAACCAUGAUGGGACGCCCCAUUGGACUGCGAGACGAGGCAUGUGAUCUUCGGCUUCCCCAGCAUCUAGAAGAUGCUUCCCUGCAGGGAUCACUCCAGCCACCUGCCCAUCAACCCCCGGGUCAUAUGGCCUUCUCGAUACAUCUAUUCCGCCUAGCAAAGCUCAACUCAGAGUUCAAAUACGUUGCGAAUAGCAUUGUUCGCGACACACCACGUUACGCCUACCCAGCAGUUAUCGACAUCAAUGAGUGGCAGCAAGGAAUGUUGGAACAGCUAGACGAGUGGUACAGCCAAAUUCCCAACACACCCGACUCGGACUACAUUCGCACCAUCUGCCAGAUCAGAUGCUACGGCCUGCGGAUGCUCGUUCUGCGGCCUAGCCCCGCCAUCCCGAAUCCAUCACCCGAGAUCCUCAAGAAAUGCUUCGGAGCCGCUCUUGAGGUCAUCCGUCUCUUCGAUCACCUGUACAAGAAGAAUUUGCUCAUACAUACGUGGAACACCUGUCACUCAGCAGUCCUCAGCAUCAUAACUAUGCUCUACUGCCUGAAGAUGGUGCCCGAAAUAGCAAAGCAGACGGCUUUGGAUGCCCUCAUGUCUGACUUCAGCGCCGGGUUAGGAGUUCUGGCCGCAACGGGCGAGCACUGGUCUGGCGCAAAACGUUGCCGCGAUAUCCUGGACGACAUGAUUCGGGCGACCAUCCGAUGGGUCAAGGAUAUUUCAAGCCAAACCUUCGAUGUAGAACCCCCUACUCAACGCCGAUCUUUGCGAUUAGAUCCGGCGCAUUCGCAUACAAUAAGCCCGUACAACGAGAGUGCCAGCCUUGGUGGGGUGGAACCCCCAAGACUAAACUUCUCGGAAGGCCUUACCCAACCACUGUCGAUGAGUUCUGCUACUGGAAGUAGCUCGGAAAGUUUCCUCCAUCAAGACCCGUUCGAAUCCUUUCUCGCCAACACUGCAUUCGGCGAUCCGAUGCACACAGGUGACAACACAAAUCUGGACAGCAUCAUGCGAGGCCUGUUUGAUGACUUUAUACCAACUUACCCAAGCAUUGCCUGA